AUGAAGCGCAAGAACGAGUCCCCUGCCCAAGGCAGGUCCAAGAAGCGCGCCAUAUCCGACGAAGAAGCCCAGAAAAACUUCCGCAACGGGCUCUUCGACGAUGAGGUCCUGCAACAGUACACCAGCGACUACGCCGCAUCGCAGCCAUACAAGCAUGCCGUCAUCCAAAACCUCGUCGACGACCAGCUCCUGCGCAACGUGCGCGACGAGAUCCUCGAGCACAUCUCCUUCACGCCCAAGGAGACGGACAUCUACAAGAUCCACCAGUCGGGCGACCUUGCCAACCUGGACGGGCUCGAGGAUUCGGCAUUGAAGCGCUUGCCUUCGCUUCUGACUCUGCGCGACUCCCUCUACUCGUCCGCCUUCCGCAAGUACCUGUCGUCGAUAACUGGGGCGGGGCCGUUGAGCGGCGUGAAGACCGAUAUGGCUGUGAAUGUCUACACUCCGGGAUGCCACCUGCUAUGCCACGACGACGUUAUCGGAAGCCGCCGCGUCAGCUGGAUCUUGUACCUCCUCAACCCCGACAUCCCCUGGAAGCCCGAGUGGGGAGGCGCACUCCGCCUCUAUCCCACAGAGAUUCGUACGGCGUCGAAUGGAGAAGAGGUCAAGGUCCCGCAGCCGGACUUUUCAGUUUCCAUCCCGCCAGCUUGGAACCAGCUCUCGUUCUUCACCGUGCAGCCAGGCGAGAGUUUCCACGAUGUGGAGGAAGUAUACAGGAAGACUGCAGGAGAGGAGAACGAAGACGAUGGCGGCCGAAUACGCAUGGCCAUCAGCGGCUGGUUCCACAUCCCGCAAGAGGGAGAGGAGGGCUACGAAGAGGGACUGGAAGAGAAGCUCGCCGAGCGCAGCUCGCUCAUGCAGCUGCAGGGCGGCAAAGCAGACGAAUUCGACGAGCCGCAAGCACACUGGGUCGAGGUCCCGCGCUACGGCGAGGACGGGAACCGGGACAGCGACGAAUUGACCGCCGACGAAAUCGACUUCCUCAUCAAGUACAUGAACCCAAACUACCUGACGCCAGAUACCGUCGAGGAGCUGGCCGGGAUGUUCUCCGACGAGUCGUCCCUGCGCCUCGCCGAAUUCCUGUCCGUCAAGUUCGCCGCCCGGCUCCGCGAAUAUCUGGAGUCAAAGGAGCACGAGCCGGAACCCAACAUCCCGCCGAACCCUUUCUACGCAUCCAAAGUGGGCGUUGCAAGGCCGCCGCACAAGCACCGCUAUCUGUAUCGACAAGCCGUGCAACCGAUCCCCACGACGCCGUACCCGGACGCGGAAUCCAUCACCCCUUACGACGACCUCGUCGACAUCCUCUUCCCGCACCCGGCGUUCGCAAAAUGGAUCUCCCUCGUGACCGGCAUCACCCUGACACGAAGCAACAUCGUUGCGCGGCGCUUCCGACGCGGCAUGGACUAUACCCUCGCCUCGGCCUUUGAGGAAGAAGAUCCCCAGCUGGAAGUCUGUCUGGGCAUCACACCGAGCAAAGGCUGGGGCGACGAAGACGAGGAACCGGAUGAACCUGAGGCACAAGAGAAUGGCGCUUCCAGCAAGAGCAACGGCAAAGCGCCCGUCGAGCCGCCCAAGCCCGAAGACGAGGUCGGCGGCUACGAAAUGUACAUGGCGGGCGACGAGGACGAGGGGAUCGAUGCCGGCGCGCCCGAAGCCGCCUCGACGCACACCGGAGCCGGGCAGAGGCGGAAAGCCAAAGCCGAUCCCGCCGUGUAUCGCAGUGCGGGCGACGAUGAAGAUGACGGUGUUUUGUUCUCGCAGCCUGCAGCGUGGAAUAAUCUCGCCAUUGUGUUGAGGGAUCGCGGGGUUUUGAGGUUUACCAAGUAUGUGAGUAAGGCGGCUAGGGGGGAUCGGUGGGAUGUUUGUGCUGAGUUUGGGGUUGAGUUGGGUGAGGAUGAGGAGGAGGAUGAUGAGGAGGAGGAGGGGGAGGGGGAAUAG
Molecule: messenger RNA, 1938 nt
Organism: Westerdykella ornata
Lineage: Eukaryota; Fungi; Ascomycota; Dothideomycetes; Pleosporales; Sporormiaceae
Exons: 3
Coding region: 1-1938 (645 amino acids)
Biological process (GO): regulation of translational termination; peptidyl-proline hydroxylation
Cellular component (GO): cytoplasm
Molecular function (GO): L-ascorbic acid binding; iron ion binding; peptidyl-proline dioxygenase activity
Source: RefSeq, a predicted model, not a curated record